Messenger RNA from Ananas comosus (pineapple), 1135 nucleotides. RefSeq names its product MOB kinase activator-like 1A. Gene Ontology annotation, biological process: signal transduction; positive regulation of protein phosphorylation. Gene Ontology annotation, molecular function: protein kinase activator activity. The record is from RefSeq and is a predicted model, not a curated record. Bases 222 to 872 code for a protein of 216 amino acids. The transcript has 7 exons. NCBI's taxonomy places the organism in Eukaryota, Viridiplantae, Streptophyta, Magnoliopsida, Poales, Bromeliaceae. Gene Ontology annotation, cellular component: cytoplasm; nucleus.
GGAGAGAAAGAAACAGAGGCAUAAUCCAAAGCAAGAGGGAGAAUAAAAUCUCCCACUCUCUCUCUCUUUUUCUCUCUCUCUCUUUUUUAAAAAAAUUCUUUGUUUAUUCAUUCAUUCAAUCAUUCUCAGGAACAAGAGAAUAAUUCGAAAAAAAAGAAGAAAAAAAACCCACCUUAUUCUCCUCCUCUUAUUCCCCCUCCUCUUAUUCAAUUCACAGAGACAUGAGCCUAUUCGGCCUCGGAAACAGAAACCAGAAGACAUUUAGGCCUAAGAAGAAUGCUCCAUCAGGAAAUAAGGGCGCGCAACUUAAAAGGCAUAUCGACGCUACGUUGGGCAGCGGGAACUUGAGGGAGGCGGUGCGGCUGCCGACUGGAGAAGAUCUUAAUGAAUGGCUUGCUGUUAAUACUGUCGAUUUCUUCAAUCAAGUGAACAUGUUGUACGGCACUCUGAUGGAGUUUUGCACCCCAACUACUUGCCCUACAAUGUCGGCAGGACCGAAGUUCGAGUAUAGAUGGGCUGACGGAGUUCAGAUCAAGAAACCUAUUGAGGUUUCUGCACCAAAAUACGUCGAAUACUUAAUGGAUUGGAUCGAAGCUCAGCUCGAUGACGAAUCCAUAUUUCCUCAAAAACUUGGGACGCCUUUUCCUCCGAAUUUCCGGGACGUCGUGAAAACGAUCUUUAAGCGUCUCUUUCGGGUUUACGCUCACAUCUAUCACUCGCAUUUUCAGAAGAUCGUGAGCCUCAAGGAAGAAGCUCACCUCAAUACUUGCUUCAAGCACUUCACCUUCUUCACAUGGGAAUUCCGAUUGAUCGAUAAGGCGGAGCUCGCUCCUCUUAAUGAUUUGAUCGAAUCGAUAAUUCUCGCAUGUUGAGGAUACCGACUUAUUCAGAGGGCAGGGCGGGGCGAAUGCAGUACACAAUCUUUUGGAUGUAGAAGAGUGUUUUAGUCGGAAAUCGAAGCCUGAAUAGUGCAGAGUGGUUUUUUUUUCUUUCUUUCUUUUGUUGUUGUAUUUUUUUUAUUUUUUUUUUCAUUCUUUAAGGUUUGUGGGGGUGUGAAUUAUUCCUUGCUUUGAUCCUCAAUUGAUUUGAUUCAUACUCGAAAACAUUAAUUAACUGUUGGCCAUUUUGCUGCUUC